CUUUACCUGAAAUUUUUUCCAAAGUGCAAAUGAUCAGUCUUUUUUUUUCUCAUUUUAGAUCAACAAUAAUGGGUUACGGCAGAAAGAAACGUGCAUAUCGUCAAAAGAAGACAACUGACGAAACAGCAGCCAGUGGUGAAGAUAAACCAAAGCAAAAGUACUAUGAUGAACGAAAGCCAUUUGCAAACAUUGAAAGAGACAAUGAAAAGUUUAAGAAUUAUUAUAAAGCUCAAAACAUUCUAUCUGAAGAGGAGUUUGACAGGUUUUAUGAAUUCAUCAAGACGAUCUUGCCUACAACAUUUAGGAUCACAGGCAGUCGAACAACUGCAAUGGAGAUCCUGACUGUUGUUGAAAAAACCUAUGUACCAAAGUUACAGGACGUUGUCAUUGAUGGUAUCAAGAUUGAACCGCCUAAACCAUUGCCUUUCUAUCCCGAUAGAUUUGCAUGGCAAGUCAACGUGCCUCGUCUUUUAAUCAGAAAAUCACCCGAGUUUGCAGAAUUCCACAAGUUUAUCGUUACUGAAACGGAAGCAGGUAACAUUAGUCGACAAGAAGCAGUCAGUAUGGUACCUCCCUUGUUGAUGGAUAUUAAGCCUCAUCAAUGGGUUUUGGAUAUGUGUGCAGCUCCAGGAUCAAAAACGGCUCAAAUCAUUGAAGCAGUUCAUUCAAAUGACAAAUUAAACGAGAUACCUCUUGGUCUUGUUGUAGCAAAUGAUGCUGAUUACAAGCGUAGUCAUAUGCUCAUCCAUCAGUCCAAACGAUUGCAAUCACCUUGCUUUAUGGCCACUAACCAUGACGGCGCACAAUUUCCUAAUGUCCGCUUACCAGGAACAAACACACCAUGGAAAUUUGACCGCGUGCUUUGUGAUGUGCCAUGUAGUGGCGACGGCACAAUUCGUAAGAAUGAAAAGAUUUGGGAUAACUGGACACCAGCAGCCGCUCUUCAACUUCACUCUACCCAAGUGCAAAUCUUUGCUAGAGGAUGUCAACUGUUGAAAAUUGGUGGUCGUAUCGUCUACUCCACAUGCUCAUUCAAUCCUAUUGAAAACGAAGCUGUUGUUGCUGAAGUCUUGCGUCAAACCAAGGGCGCUAUUCGACUCUUGGAUGUCUCUAAUGAACUUCCUGGAUUGAAGCGUAAGCCAGGCUUAAAAACUUGGAAGGUUACAGACAAAAUAGGCAACUUUGUGAAUAAUCUGGAAGAAGUUGAUCAAAAACUACGCAAACGAUUCCCACAGAGUGCUUUCCCUCCCACAGAAGCAGAAGCGGAAGAGAUGCAUUUGGAAAGAUGUAUUCGUAUCUAUCCUCACGAGCAGAAUACCGGUGGCUUCUUUGUUGCUGUCUUUGAAAAAGUAGGUGCUUUAUCAGCUGCUGAUCGUAUUGCAGCCAAGGAUGACAAGAAGGAGAUUGACGCUGACAUGGGUGAAGAGAAAGAGGAGAUUGUUCCUUCCAAGCGCUCUAGUCCCGAAAACGACAGCAAUGAUGAGAGUGAAGGUGCGGCAAAGAAAGCCAAGACAGAAGACGAAGCAGACGAAGAAGAGGAAGAGGUGAAGCCUUACGAGGGAAAACCCAAAAAGGACGUACCUGGUAUCAAGGAGGCACCCUUUGAGCUGGUUCCACCUGAUUCGGACGAUUUGAAAGACAUUACUGAAUUUUAUGGCCUCGAUUCAAGCUUCCCUCGUGAUCAAUUCUUGUUACGUUCUGAGAAUAAUGCAAAGGGACGCAGCUUAUAUUUUGUGUCUAAUGCUAUCAAGAAAGUACUCGAAUCUAAAGACUUUAGUCGUCUUCAAACCGUUAAUACCGGUGUUCGUCUCUUUGUUCGUCAAUCAUCACCCGUUGAUAGUGCAUCACCCUUCCGCUUAACCUCUGAAGGUCUACCGUUGCUGGAUAGCGUCUUGUCUGAUAAGCGUAGAUUUGAAAUUGGCUUGGAUGAAUUGCGUGUGCUACUUGUAGAAGCAUUCCCCACAUUAGAUCGUUUCCCCGAGGCAAAAAGAGAAAGAUUGGAAAAUAUAGCGCCUGGUUGCUGUAUUGUUCGUUUAGACGAAGAAGGUUGCAAGAAAGCAGAAUUUGUUGGCUCACUCAUUCUCCCGGUAUGGAAGGGCAAGCAUUCGCUUAACGUCUUGUUAAAUAAGAAAGACAAGAGAUCGUUAUGUGAGAGAUUAUUUAAUGCUAUACCCGAAGCAGCACCUGAACAUCUUGUAAAGAAAUCAACUGAAAAUCAAGCUGCUGCAGACGCUGCAAGAAGAACAAACGCACCUCAAGAAUAAGAAAAAAAAAAAAAGGCAACUAUUUAAUAGAUCAAUAACAAUUAACACUUUAGUUGAUUUUCUAUGUCUUCU
Molecule: messenger RNA, 2336 nt
Organism: Rhizopus microsporus ATCC 52813
Lineage: Eukaryota; Fungi; Mucoromycota; Mucoromycetes; Mucorales; Rhizopodaceae
Product: S-adenosyl-L-methionine-dependent methyltransferase
Exons: 6
Coding region: 69-2264 (731 amino acids)
Biological process (GO): tRNA methylation
Cellular component (GO): cytoplasm; nucleus
Molecular function (GO): tRNA (cytidine-N5)-methyltransferase activity; tRNA binding
Source: RefSeq, a predicted model, not a curated record